UGAAUCACCUGCUAUUGUACCUCUGAGUCUUAAGAUCAUCACUUUGGAGGAGAGAGCUCAACAUAGAAAAUUUGUGGGGGACACAAACAAGAACAUUAUAUAAUACAGUUUGGUGUCACAAAAGCCCAAAAUUAACAGCUUAGAAAUGGUAGUUUGUAAAGUAUGCCAAAAAAAAGCAGGAUACCAGUUUUUGUUUUGUUUAGAUUAAACAAACAAACAAAACCAACCAACCUCUGAGGCCAGGCAAGGUGGCCAACGCCUUUAAUCCCAGCACUGUGGAGGCAGAGGCAGGUGGACCUCUAAUGAAUUGAGGCCAGCCUGGUCUACAAUGUGAAUCCAGGACAGCCAGAGCUGAACAGACAAACCAUGUCUCAAAAAAUCAAGCCAAACCAACCAAGCAAAAACAACCUCUAAGUGUAAAGAUAGGAUCUUUAGGCUCUUUUAUAGUUUAGGAACAAACUGAGGCCUUAGUCAUAACUGGCUGCCACUUUGCUGUGUUCCAGGACCUGUUAGGUGUAGCUAAUUGUUUGUGUUGUCCUCAGCAUCUAGGUCUUUGCAGUACCUGGAUUGGAGCCCAACUCCUUCCCAAGCUAAAGUGGAGAGCUUUAUCUUUUGCUGCUGAUAGAGGACAUCCUCCCAGAGAUGCCCUCCUCGGAUGGCCACACAAGUGACAUCGUAGCAGAAAGAUACGUGGCUGAGUCUAAGGAGUCUGCAGCACAUGCUCCACUUGCCUGCACCACGCAGCACUGUGCUUUCCCUUUAGAUGGAAACCGUCUCUGUGUGUGGAGCCCCAAGGGCCCUUCUCACCAGCUUCUCACCUUGCAAGGACACCGUCAAUCGAUUACUGCUGUGGCUUUUGGAAAUCAAACAGAUCCACUUCGACUCUGUUCUGCAUCCCAGGAUUGUGUUAUAAUGUGGAGUGUGGACGAAUGCAGAGAGAAGACACUUCAAGGGCUGACUCCUCGGGGGACUGUCCUGGGCUCGAGGGACGAUCCUGGGCUCCUUUCACAGACAGUGCUGUGUUUGAGAUUUAGUCUGGACGAUCGCGCUAUUGCAGUGUGUGCUGGAAACAAAAUAUCUGUGAUGGAUGUGGAGAAGCAGUCUGUGCUGGUGGAGCUGCAGGGCCAUCAAGGCUCAGUGACAGCAGUGGAGUUCUGUCCCUGGCAAGCACACACUCUCAUCUCUGUGUCUGAAGACAGAAGCUUUAAGGUCUGGGACUAUCGUGUGGGAUCCUUGACAUACAGUUCAUGCAUUUUAACAGCCUACCCUCUCCUCAGUGUGCUUACCAGGGAGGAAAGUCCACAGCUUGUCACUGGCAGUGCUGACGGCCAGCUGUGGAUCUUUAGUCUGAUGGAGAGACAUCACUACCACUGUGUGGCACACGUGGACCUAAGGAAGGAAAGUAAGACAUUCUCCACCCGAAGAAGGAUGGCUGAAGACAGUCAGUACCACACCGUACAUGAGGUGGAUAAAGGGGGAGAGGCUGAAGCAACAUUCCCUGUCCUGAGCCUGGCGCACUGUGAUCUCUGCCUGCCGGAUGCCCAGUGUGGAGCUGUUUCUUCUGAGUACACCAGAUGCCUGUGGGUUGGAAGCUCAACAGCUUUAUUCAUAUUGAACCUGGCGAGCUUUGAAUUGGAGGCUGCUGUACAUUUCAAGGAAUUUCAGAGCCUGAGUAUACAAGUUGCUGGGUCCUGUGCAGUGAUGAGCGAGGCCACCAGCCCCAAGGCGCUUUGCAUACUCUCAUCUAUGUUUGGGAAUAAGAUUGCUGUGUUGGAAAUCAGCCUGGCUGCUCUGCUGAGCUCUCAGCAGAGUCCUGGUGCAGGAAGGAUGCUUUCCGUGCUGGCAAGCUGCUGUGUCCCACCAACUUCUCCACUGUAUUUUGGAAUUAUUAAGGAAAAAGGUCCUAAGCCUGCUACUACCAAACAGCAUGCCCUGAGGAGUGCCGUGGAGGACCGGCCCCUGGUUUUCCACACCAAAGUAAGGUCAUCUGGCUAUGCGUCAGCACCACAUAAGGAGUACUCUUUGGAGGAGUUCCUACCCAGAAAUCUCAGCAGGCAGGUUGCUGUGGCUCAGGAGCCUGUUGCUGUCGGCUGUCUGCAGUUCUCAGGGGAUGGACAGCGGCUGGCCUGUGGCUUAGCUAACCACCUGUCCCUGGUCUUUGAUGCCAGCCUUUCUGGAACACCUGCUGUCUUUUCAGGUCAUGACGGAGCUGUGAGCAGUGUGUGCUGGAGCCAUGACAUGAGGUGGCUGCUGUCCACAGGCCGAGACCGGACACUGAGGGUGUGGUCAGCUCACAGAACAGAGCUCAUGCUGCUGUUGGCUGCAGAUUCCUUGCCCAAGCCAGUAACAUGUGCACAGUUCUACUACUUGGAUACAUUCAUACUGUUGUCUUCUGGCCCUGAAUUUUGUCUGCUAAAGUACCACAUUGACCUCUGUAGGGAUGACAUACGGAGGUAUAAACCGAAAGGCAGAUGUAAGCCUGUCUUCAGGCUGGCGGUGAGCAGCGGGGCAGACGUGACCAGCCUCUCAGCAGUGAACGGCUUUUAUUCCCACAUCAUCCUCACAGCUGGCCGGGACCGAACUGUGGAGGUUUUCGACCUCAAUGCUGGCUGCAGUGCUGCUGUGAUAGCUGAAGUCCACUCACGGCCCAUCCAUCAGAUUUGUCAAAAUCAAGGAUCGUCGUUCACCGCCCAGCAGUCCUCAGCCUAUAAUCUUUUUCUGACCACAGCUGUUGGUGAUGGGGUUCGCCUGUGGGAUUUGAGAACCCUGAGGUGUGUGCGCCGCUUUGAAGGGCACCCAGCCCGCUGCUACCCUUGUGGAGUUGCCUUUAGUCCUUGUGGAAGGCUCAUGGCAUGUGGUGCAGAGGACAGACAUGCUUAUGUGUACGACACCAGCUCGAGCAGCUUUUUAUACCGUCUUGCAGGACACACAGAUACGGUUACUGCAGUGGCCUUCAACCCAGCUGCUCCUCAGCUUACCACAGCUACCUUGGAUGGGAAACUGCAGCUGUUUGUGGCUGAGUGACUGUUGACCUGCUGGAUUCCCUCCUCUUGAGAAAACCUCAUAGGACCAGUGGGCAUGACAGCCCUCCUGUACAGAUCAGUCUUCAAUAAAGAUGAACCAGUGUCUG
Acomys russatus (golden spiny mouse) is the source of this 3130-nucleotide messenger RNA. It is a transcript of the gene Wdr27, whose product is annotated as WD repeat domain 27. Gene Ontology annotation, molecular function: protein binding. The record is from RefSeq and is a predicted model, not a curated record. NCBI's taxonomy places the organism in Eukaryota, Metazoa, Chordata, Mammalia, Rodentia, Muridae. The transcript is spliced from 25 exons. Bases 643 to 3024 code for a protein of 793 amino acids.